AUGUCCUCUAAGAUUACCGUCGCCGGCGUCCGUGGCAACGUCCAGAAGCUGCUCGAGCAGUCCGAGACCAAGAAGCGAAACUUCCUCGAGACCGUUGAGCUCCAGAUUGGUCUCAAGAACUACGACUCCCAGCGAGACAAGCGUUUCUCUGGAACCAUCAAGCUCCCCAAGGUCCCCCGACCUAACAUGACCAUCUGUGUCUUUGGUGAUGCUCUCGAUGUCGACCGAGCCAAGUCCGUUGGUGUUGAUGCUAUGUCCGUUGAGGAUCUCAAGAAGCUCAACAAGAACAAGAAGCUCAUCAAGAAGCUCGCCAAGAAGUACAACGCCUUCAUUGCCUCCGAGGCUCUGAUCAAGCAGGUUCCCCGACUUCUCGGACCCCAGCUCUCCAAGGCUGGUAAGUUCCCCACCCCCGUUUCCCACAACGAGGACCUCCACACCAAGGUCAACGAUGUGCGAUCCACCGUCAAGUUCCAGCUUAAGAAGGUUCUCUGCAUGGCCGUCGCUGUUGGCCACGUCGAGAUGACCGAGGACGAGCUCACCACCCAGAUCAUGAUGGCCGCCAACUUCCUUGUCUCUCUUCUUAAGAAGCACUGGCAGAACAUUGGCUCUCUGGUCAUCAAGUCUACCAUGGGCCCCCCCUUCCGACUCUACUAA
Molecule: messenger RNA, 654 nt
Organism: Yarrowia lipolytica CLIB122
Lineage: Eukaryota; Fungi; Ascomycota; Dipodascomycetes; Dipodascales
Product: 60S ribosomal protein uL1
Biological process (GO): maturation of LSU-rRNA; translation
Cellular component (GO): cytosolic large ribosomal subunit
Molecular function (GO): RNA binding; structural constituent of ribosome
Source: RefSeq, a predicted model, not a curated record